AGGGAGGGGGGUAUAAAAGACGGAAUGAGAUUUGAGCAGCUCUGCUUAUGAGAAGAGACUCUCUGAGAGCAUCACACCAUCGCCGCUGUUGUUUCGUCUCAUUCUUCACUGGAUACUGACUUCUGAGCGGGAUUCUUACAUCACCGAAAAUGAUACUUGGAUGAUGCUGCGCCAUGAGAUUCUCCAAGUUGGAUUUCUUUGGAUGUGCGUUGAGGACGGAGUCAGGAAGAUGAAGAGGAAGAAGCAGAAAUGUGUCUGACUGUGACCGGGGGACAGCUGCUGGAGAUGUCUGCGUUUUCCAGAACAGCGAGACGGACGUUUGAGGGGGACUUCCAAACGAUUUCACGUGAGAUCAAUGCCAGGGGGGUCUGACAGAGGAACGUCCAGGGAUGGAGGGUGUCAGCCAGCUCAAACCGACGCCUGCCAUCUACGGAGAGCUGUUGAACAUCUCCACAAAUGACACCCAUGCCAAUUUCACCUCAAAGGAGGAGGAGAAAGGCACAAACUUGGCUUUCCAGGCGGGGCUCGCCGUGACCUUAGCCCUCAUAACUUUCGCCACCACCCUUUCCAACGCGUUCGUCAUCGCCACCAUCUACCAGUCCCGCAAAUUACACACCCCGGCAAACUUUCUGAUCGCCUCCCUGGCGGUCACAGACCUGCUGGUGUCCAUCCUGGUGAUGCCCAUCAGCGCGCUCUACACCGUGUGCCAAACGUGGACUCUCGGGCAGGUCGUGUGUGACAUCUGGCUCUCAUCGGAUAUAACGUGCUGCACCGCAUCCAUCCUCCACCUGUGCGUAAUUGCGCUGGACCGCUACUGGGCCAUCACGGACGCGGUGGAGUACUCCAAAAAGCGCACGCCGGCGCGCGCAGCCGGGAUGAUCGCCACAGCCUGGGUGAUCGCCAUCUCCAUCUCCCUGCCGCCUUUCUUCUGGCGCCAGGUGAAGGCGGAGGAGGUGACGAGCUGCAACGUCAACACCGAUCACAUUUUCUAUACCAUUUACUCCACCUUCGGCGCCUUCUACAUCCCCACGCUGCUGCUCAUCGCCCUGUACGGGAGGAUUUACGUGGAAGCCCGGAAGCGCAUCUUGAAGCAGUCGCAGAACAAGCCCGGGAAGAGGCUCACCUCCGCGCGCCUCAUCACGAACUCCCCCGGUUCGGUGGCGUCCACCACCUCCCUGAACUACGGGACGAACGACGCCUCCUCAUGUGACACUACCUCGUCCGCGAACGUGAGCCAAGUCAAAGUCACUGUGUCCGACGCGCUGCUGGAGAAGAAGCGGAUCUCCGCUGCCAGGGAGAAGAAGGCCACCAAAACUUUGGGAAUAAUCCUGGGAGCGUAUAUUAUAUGCUGGCUCCCGUUUUUCAUUUACACCCUCCUAGUGCCUCUGUGCGAGUCCUGCUUCCAUCCGGAGUUAUUUGACAUUUUCACCUGGCUUGGUUACCUCAACUCUCUAAUCAACCCCAUCAUUUACACCAUGUCCAACGAGGAUUUUAAGCAGGCUUUCCACAAACUGAUACGCUUUCGAUGUUGCAGGGCGUGAGCAGUCAUGUGGCUAAAUCCAUUCAGCCAAAUAGAAUCUAAUGAAACCAGAUCACAUGAUUUGCAGAUGAUGCAGUGUUGAAUUCUCAAGGUGUUUAGUGAUGGAUCAGCAUCUCUAAGGACAUCCCUCAUCGCCUGCACUGUACAUACUGAAGUCUACAGACUCACUUUGCCAUAAGAGUUUGACGGCCGACGUCAGUUGGCUCCUAAGCACAAACAGCUUAGAACUAAGCUAUCAAGAGCCCUGCGGGCAAAAAAUAUUGCUUGUAUUUAUUUUCCUGUCACAAUAAGAGGAAAUAAUGGUGCCUACUACAAGCUUAGUUUGGUUUGUCAAACAUGCCUUCCCCACUUUGACAUGUUUUAGUGGGUAGGCUGUUUCUUUUUGGUUUGUUUUUACUUUAUGCUACGUUCAUACCGACUUAAGAACGCACAUUUUGAAUGCAUCCAUGGUGUUCACACUGUACUAGCAGGGAGGGGCUUCUUUUUUUUAAUUUAAUUUUUUUUUUGUGCGAAAUGUCGAAGCGUUGCAAAUCUUGCACCAGAAAUCAGAAUUCAUUCCCUAGCCCAGGGGUCUGCAACCUUCAACACUUAAAGAGCCGUUUGAGUAAUUUUCAGGAAAAACGAGACACUGAUAUGUUUUAUAUUAAUGUUACUAUUUUGAUAACUAUGAACAAACUUUUUUUUUGGCAAAAUAUAUAUAUAUUUU
Molecule: messenger RNA, 2246 nt
Organism: Oryzias melastigma (Indian medaka)
Lineage: Eukaryota; Metazoa; Chordata; Actinopteri; Beloniformes; Adrianichthyidae
Product: 5-hydroxytryptamine receptor 1B
Exons: 1
Coding region: 390-1541 (383 amino acids)
Biological process (GO): vasoconstriction; adenylate cyclase-activating adrenergic receptor signaling pathway; regulation of behavior
Cellular component (GO): plasma membrane
Molecular function (GO): G protein-coupled serotonin receptor activity
Source: RefSeq, a predicted model, not a curated record